AGGCUGAGGAUGACAUCCAGACCGAGUUUAAAGCCAUCAAUGCGCUGGCUGGUAUUAAAGACAGUGAUACUGGCUUGGCUCAUCGUGCCUUCUGGGACCUGAACGCCGACGCACAGGCUAUGAAGGAGGAGCAACCGCUGCAAGUCGCCCGGUGUACCAAAAUCAUCAGCGCCGCACAGGGUCAGGAGGAGGACGAGGCACAAUACGUCAUCAAUGUCAAGCAAAUCGCAAAGUUUGUAGUUGGCCUUGGAGACCGAGUUGCGCCGACUGACAUUGAAGAGGGUAUGCGAGUGGGUGUGGAUCGCAACAAGUACAAAAUCCAGAUCCCCUUGCCACCCAAGAUUGACCCGACUGUGACUAUGAUGCAAGUCGAGGAGAAGCCCGACGUCACUUAUGCUGACGUCGGUGGGUGUAAGGAACAGAUUGAGAAGCUCAGGGAAGUUGUCGAACUGCCUCUGCUUCAUCCCGAGCGGUUUGUACAGCUUGGCAUUGAGCCUCCCAAGGGUGUACUGUUAUAUGGCCCUCCCGGUACCGGCAAGACGCUGAGUGCGCGAGCAGUGGCCAAUCGCACAGACGCGUGCUUCAUCCGUGUCAUUGGGUCAGAAUUGGUUCAAAAAUAUGUAGGAGAGGGUGCACGCAUGAUCCGUGAGCUGUUCGAAAUGGCCCGUUCUAAGAAAGCAUGUCUUAUCUUUUUCGAUGAGAUUGAUGCUGUUGGUGGCGCACGUCACGACGACGGUAGCGGAGGAGACAAUGAGGUGCAGCGAACCAUGCUGGAACUUAUCAACCAACUGGAUGGUUUUGAUGCGAGGGGCAAUAUCAAAGUGCUUAUGGCUACAAAUAGGCCGGAUACGUUAGAUCCCGCUCUAUUGCGUCCGGGUCGAUUGGACAGAAAGAUCGAGUUCGGACUGCCAGAUCUAGAGGGCCGUGCACACAUCAUCAAAAUCCAUUCGCGCGCGAUGAGUUGUGAGCGAAGUAUCAGAUACGAGCUACUUGCGCGUCUCUGUCCCAAUGCCACCGGUGCUGAGUGCCGUUCCGUCUGUACAGAAGCGGGAAUGUACGCUAUUCGAGCCAGAAGAAAGGUCGCUACGGAGAAGGAUUUCUUAGACGCUGUCAAUAAGGUCAUCAAAGGUUACCAGAAGUUCAGCGCAACUCCUCGCUAUAUGUCAUACAACUAGAUCGUUUUCUCACACAACAAUGGAUAACGGAUCUAUACGCUCAGGCCUAUACCGCAGCCCAGGGGGCGAUGGCAUCUAGCUGAAUAUUUACGACAUAUCGUGAAAUUAAAGUUAAUUUCAACCUUCUCGCCGAUUGUGCCUACAUCAUUAGCGGUAUAGUUUCUCCCUAUAUAUACAGGCCAUAGUAAAUGUGAAAGGCUGCUCUUCGCUUUGCAAGGCGUAUGAGAGCUAUCCUCGGAAGUUCGGGCCGAAGUAAAGUAUGACCUGACC
Molecule: messenger RNA, 1445 nt
Organism: Sphaeroforma arctica JP610
Lineage: Eukaryota; Ichthyosporea; Ichthyophonida
Product: 26S protease regulatory subunit 7
Exons: 8
Biological process (GO): proteasome-mediated ubiquitin-dependent protein catabolic process
Cellular component (GO): proteasome regulatory particle, base subcomplex
Molecular function (GO): ATP binding; proteasome-activating activity; ATP hydrolysis activity
Source: RefSeq, a predicted model, not a curated record